Messenger RNA from Lodderomyces jiufengensis, 405 nucleotides. RefSeq lists its product as uncharacterized. The transcript has a single exon. Bases 1 to 405 code for a protein of 134 amino acids. The record is from RefSeq and is a predicted model, not a curated record. NCBI's taxonomy places the organism in Eukaryota, Fungi, Ascomycota, Pichiomycetes, Serinales, Debaryomycetaceae.
AUGUUGAAAGAAUUUAAUUCUCAAAUUAUUCCAUACAAUAAGCAAUUUAAAUUACCCCCUAAACCAGUCACAAAAUAUCCAAGAUCUUAUAUAACAAUAUAUGGAUUAUCAAGUUUAAUUCCAAAACAUGUAUUAAUUGAAAUUUUCGGAAAAUUAAGUCAUUUAAUUUCUUAUGAUUUUGCACCUAUUGGUAUUAAUACAAAAUAUCAUGUUAUAAAAUUACAAUAUUCAAGAUUUAUUAUGGAUGAACCAAGUUUAAUUAAUGUUAUAUAUAUUAUUUUCAAAAAAUGGAAAAUUAAAAUUAAAGUUACUAUACCUUUAUCAAAUAAUCAAUCAAGAUCAGAAACUGACAAAAGUAUAAAACAAAAACAUGAUAAAAAAUUCAAUAAGAAGAAAAAAAGCUAA